AUGCCGCCGCGAUCCGACUACGAUGCCCUCUCUGAUGUCAGCGACCUUACAGGCGAACGUUCCUCUCCCGAACAACACGAGGACGACGAAGAAGCCAUGGCCUCUGCACCACACACGCCAUCCAGAAAACGUCGUCGUACGAUCCGCACCAUCAUGAACGACGACGAAGAAGACGAGAAUGACGAGCACAACGUUGUAGAUGCUCUGGAAGAUGACGUCGAACCGCUGGACGAUGACGCCGAGGAUGUGGAAGAUGAUGAUGCGGAUGAAUUGGACGACGACGAUGACGACGAUGACGACGAUGAUGAAGAGUACGACGCGCCAUCGACGUCUCGUAGAGGACCGACGAGGCUAUCAGGUCGUAAGUCGACGAGAAGCGAGGCGGAUGCGCCGAAAGCAUCGGCGACGAGGACAUCGACUCGAAGUGCAGCUGCUCCCCCCUCGACGCCUGGCGGAAGCGCGGGUAAAAAGUCACUCCGCGUAAAACUCACACGCACGCCUCAGGCAGCAGCCAAAGAACUCUCGCCCGCACCAAAACCAGGUCGACCAUCGCGAUCCAUCGCCACCGCCACUGCCACCGCCACUGCCACUGCCACUGCAACAGCUUCAGAACCUUCUCCACCACCACAGCGUCGCGCAAAGGACGCGUUCAAGGUGAAAUGGAAGCCGCGUGCCAAGAACGCCAAAGAUUCUGACGACGAUAUCGACGAGCUGCCCCCUGCCCCGGACGAUGAACUCGACGAUCAAGACGAUCAAGACGUCUCUCGUGCGCACACGGCUGUGUCUGGAUCCAACUCGGACGACUCGGCCUCGGAACCUGACGAAGCCGCCGCGCUCGAAAUGCAAGCCAUCAUCGGCAAGACCGCACGCCAGCUCGCGCGCGAAGGCGGAGUAGAACAAUCACACAUGGAACUUCCCAUGUUCGACCCGAACCGCAAGAAGAAGCUCACCGAAAACGAGAUUGCACUGCGUCGAUCCGAGACUGCGCGCAAACGCAAGAAUCAGGUAGAGAAAAAGCUCGAAGACGACAAGGUGGAAACCAUCAAUCGCUUACUCAAAAAGCAGGUGGGCAGGAGUCGAAACAAGCUGCGCGCCGCAAGCGAGGAAGGCUCAGACGAAGAGGCGGAACAGGCCAGAAAGAGGGGCAAAGAGGAGAUGUCCAGGAAGGCGUUAAAGGAGAUGCCAGCUCCAUUCUUCCGAUACAUUGACCGUGCAGACGCCAAAGUACUCGCAGUUCCUACAGGUCCCGUUCUACUAGACGACCUGCUAGGGCCCAAUCACAUCCAAGUCAACACGGCCCUGAUCGAGCAGCUUGCUACACCCAUCAACACUGAUGCGCUCCCGGCCCACCAACACGCACACGCCCAACGCGCCAGAAACAGACUCGAGCAACAGGCAGAGCGAUGGAAGCAAGAUCACGCGCUCGAUCAAAUCUGGGGCCCAGAAGGCCUCUACGAAUACAAGCUCCGCACCGUGCUAGGUCAGUCAAGAAAAGACUGGAUCGCAUCCAGACGUCCACCUACACCUCAACCCCAACUCCACCCCGAACAGAACCACUCCCCAGCCGAGGUCCAAGUCGAAACCAAACACGAGCACCACGCAGAUGACCAACAAGACCAAACUCAUUACCAGUCCUGA
Messenger RNA from Mycosarcoma maydis (corn smut), 1638 nucleotides. RefSeq lists its product as uncharacterized. The transcript has a single exon. The record is from RefSeq and is a predicted model, not a curated record. Gene Ontology annotation, biological process: chromatin remodeling. Gene Ontology annotation, cellular component: Ino80 complex. The coding region runs from base 1 to 1638 and encodes 545 amino acids. Lineage: Eukaryota; Fungi; Basidiomycota; Ustilaginomycetes; Ustilaginales.